Molecule: messenger RNA, 1775 nt
Organism: Saprolegnia diclina VS20
Lineage: Eukaryota; Oomycota; Saprolegniomycetes; Saprolegniales; Saprolegniaceae
Exons: 8
Coding region: 79-1698 (539 amino acids)
Biological process (GO): iron ion transmembrane transport
Cellular component (GO): membrane
Molecular function (GO): iron ion transmembrane transporter activity
Source: RefSeq, a predicted model, not a curated record
CGCAAAGGUUCCAUUAUUUCCUUGGCUUUGGUGAAUCGACGACGGUUCAUUUUCCUAUUUUGUUGAAGUCGACGAGUGAUGGACGCGACGCUUCGGAUCGGUGCGCUUCUUGGCGCCGCCAGUCUCGCGCUCCUCAGCGUCAGCGGUGGCUGUGCCGUGGCGCCCGACGACUGCCCUGUGCCAAAUGAAUUUGUGCUGCCGAUGGCCAUGGUGGGCGCCGCGACCUUGCUGCCAAUUCUCUACUGCGUCCUCGCGUUCCGCCGCGACCACCGCGCGGCGAGUAGCGAAGCGAGGGCACUCUUGUCCUCGCCGACGUCGCGGCUCGUUGAUGGAAAGGGCGUAUGCGUCACGGCCCGUGUUCACGCCUACAUGUAUGCGAGCCACUUCAUGUCGGCCUGGGGCGAUCGCAUGUGGCAGUUUGCGAUCCCACUGCUCUUUAUGGAGAUCUUUGUCAAUACGCUGCUGCCGAGCGCCGUCUUUUCGCUAGUCGUCUACGUCAUUGGUGUCGCCGCCGUGCCGUCGCUCGGGCAGUGGCUCGACCACACGAGCCGCAUGACCGUCCUUAACGUCUCGAUUGUUGUUGAGAACGCGUGUGUGCUGCUCAGUACCGGCACGCUCGGUUGCAUGCUCUAUCUCAUUCAUGGCGCUGCCACGCUCCAGUGGAAUUGGACGUGGCCGCUCACAUUGCUGUUUGGGUGCACGAUCGCACUCGGUGCGGUCGGCCAAGUGUUUAGCGACGCGCAGACGCUGUCGCUGGAGAAGGACUGGGUCGUCGUCAUUGCGACCGAGACGUCGACGCGCCUCGGCGACUGGAACACGACGAUGCGUCGCAUCGACCUCUCAUGCAAGCUGCUCGCGCCGGCGGCCUUUGGUAUCCUCAUGGACUAUGCCGGCUCCGACCCCAUGACCCGGGCGACCGUUGGGGCGGCGGCGGUCGGUGUCUGGAACUUGAUGUCGGCGCCACUCGAGUACGCCAUGGUGCGAGAUGUCUAUGCGCUCGUGCCAGCGCUCGCCAACUCGUCGCACAUUGAGAGCGCCAAGCCGAAAGCCACCUUGUCGCUGCGCCAGUACACGUCCAUGUGGGCAGCAUACGCAGCCCACCCGACGUUUCUCGUCUCCUUUGCCUACUGCGCACUCUACAUGACGGUGCUCUCGGGCAGCGGCCUCAACAUUGCGUAUUUGCAAUGGCGCGGCGUCGCGCUCUCCCUCCUCGGUGCCACGUCGGGUCUUGGCGCGCUCUUUGGUCUCCUCGGCACGCUGCUGUUUCCGCUGCUUGUGCAACGAAUUGGCAGCGUCGAGCGCGUCGCUGUCGUGAGCGUCUGGCUCUUCUGGCUCACGCUACUGCCAGUCGGUGCGUCCUUUCUCCUGUUUGGGCAGGUGCAGAUCACCGACUACGUCAUGAUCGUGGCCGUGCUCCUCUCGCGCGCGUGGCUCUGGAGCGCGGAUCUUGCCGAGACGCAGAUCAUGCAAGAGUGGGUCGAAGUCCAGCGCCGCGGCACCAUCAAUGCGAUGCAGAGCGCGACGACCAAGCUCUUUUACAUCGGCAUGCUCCUCGUGAGCAUCGCGUUCGCCGACCCGCACGCCUUUAGGACGCUCGUCUUUGUGUCGCUCAGCGCCGUUCUUUUGGCCGCGAUUGGCUUCUCAACUUGGUUCUCGACCAUCGGGCGGUUCGGUCCUCCCGUCGCCAGCACCGUCUAGCGCUCGGAUAGAGCUCCGACGCGAGCGUGGUCGACUCUAGUUGGUAAACGUUGUCCAUAUCAAUCAUUCAACCUUCA